GUGGUAUACGUAGUGCGGACGCGAGCACACUUCUCCACGAGUCCGCAACAUUACAGUGUGUUUCUCGGGGCGGCGACCGUCUGACCGCACGCAUUUGGUAAACCGACGAUCGCAGUCGCUUUUAGACUUUUAUAACUCACCUGAUUUUCGCUUUUCUCUCCCUUUUUUCCUUCCCUCCUUCUCCCUCUCUCUCUUUCUCUUUCUGUACAUCUAUCUAUUUUGUUUCGGGUAGAAAUUAUAAUAUUACUCUUAUAACUAUAAGCUGGAAUUUUCUCAGAAUCCGUUACGGCAACGUUCCUGCAAUCCCAUCCUAUAUUCCUUUCACUAUGGCGUACGGUCUUCGCACUCAAAAUCUAAGAACGAUCCUUUCGAUCGUCGUGGUCGUCGCAGGGUUCGCAAUCGGACCGUUCGCUGCCGCACAGAUUGCCAACGGUGACUCCCCGGUGAUAUCCAUCAACGGCCAGUCGUGCCAGUGCGUGAUAUUCUAUUCUUGCGAAGUGACUGACACAGUGAUAAUCCCUUCAGGGUCCUCUUCAGGUUGCGAAGAUAAUUUUGUAUGUUGUCGAAUACAAAAUGAAUCACCAGUUUCAAACGCUCCGAUUGAGAUAUCAUCUGAAAUAACGGAUACUUCAAUUGAUUCAACUACUCAGAAGCAGGACACUAAUCAACAACAAUGUACAUGUGUGUCGAAAAAUCAAUGCUCGGAUUCUGGCAGUAACGAAUAUUUGAACUCUUGUAGUCAAAACCAAGUGUGUUGCAAUUGGAAUCAAGUAAUAUCGGGAAUUACUGAUGUUGGUAAUAUGCACCAUUAUAAUCAAUGUGGUAUUGGUAUAUCAUCUCCAGAAUCAAAUUUUAACGGAAAAUCACGUGAUGAAACGUACUUCGGUCAAUUUCCAUGGAUGGUUAUUAUUUCAAAAACAAACUCCGACAAGACGUCUGUUUUGUCAAUCGGAGAUAAUGAGUUUAUCUGUGGUGGUUCAUUAAUUCAUCCAAGAAUCGUUUUGACAGCCGCUCACUGUGUCAGAGGCAUAAAUCCAAACUUAUUACAAGUGAAAGUUGGCGUAUGGGACACAGCAGUUAGAGACAAAGAAGAAAACAUUGGCGUUUCGGAAAUAGUUGUUCAUCAAAACCAUAAUAACGGAUCCAUGUCCGAUGACGUUGCGUUACUCAAGCUCUAUUCUGAGUAUGAUAAACGCGAACAUGUCAAUACUAUAUGCAUUCCUGCAGACUCCAGAACAAAAUAUGAUCCUAAUUCGUGUAUAGUAACAGGGUGGGGAAAAAAUAAAUUUGGCGAUAAAUACGGUCAAAGUGUGCUCAAGAAAGUAGAACUAUCCCUUGUGCCGAAUGACGUUUGUCAGCAAAGAUUACGAAAAACACGUCUUGGUGAACAUUUCCGUUUACACGAAAGUUUCAUAUGCGCCGGUGGUGAAAAAGGUCGAGACGUGUGUCAUGGUGACGGAGGUGGACCAUUGGUAUGCGCUGCCAAAGAAGAUUCAUACAAUGGUAAAAAAUACAUUCAAGUUGGUAUUGUUUCUUGGGGUAUUGGAUGUGGUGACGAAAACGUACCAGGAGUGUAUUCUUCGGUAUUAGCCAAUUCUCAAUGGAUUAACAAGAAGGUUGAAUUAUUGUCACGAUCAAAUAUAUAAAAUAUCACGUUUUUACGACCACGAAAACAGUUAUUAAUUUUAUAUUUUAUUAUUAAUUAGAA
Sipha flava (yellow sugarcane aphid) is the source of this 1708-nucleotide messenger RNA. Its product is annotated as phenoloxidase-activating factor 2-like. Lineage: Eukaryota; Metazoa; Arthropoda; Insecta; Hemiptera; Aphididae. The record is from RefSeq and is a predicted model, not a curated record. The transcript is spliced from 7 exons. Gene Ontology annotation, molecular function: serine-type endopeptidase activity. Bases 327 to 1646 code for a protein of 439 amino acids. Gene Ontology annotation, biological process: proteolysis.